Messenger RNA from Melampsora larici-populina 98AG31, 2922 nucleotides. RefSeq lists its product as uncharacterized. The transcript is spliced from 16 exons. Bases 1 to 2922 code for a protein of 973 amino acids. The record is from RefSeq and is a predicted model, not a curated record. NCBI's taxonomy places the organism in Eukaryota, Fungi, Basidiomycota, Pucciniomycetes, Pucciniales, Melampsoraceae.
AUGUCCAAUCAACGAACCAAUAUGUUAGAUCCCUCCUGCAGGUCUUCCCAAGAAGAUCUCCACGAUCGCAAUCAAAGUCUUCCUGAUCUGCAAGAACUGGACGACUAUUACUUCAACGAGCUGGAGAACCAGUACAAUUCUAGUGAUGAUUUGAUGGAUAUGGAGCCACCAUCACCUAAUUCUCAAAUGGAUCUUUCCGAAAAUGAAGACACACCAUCACCUAAUUAUCAAAUGGAUGUAUCCGACAACGAAGAUUCCGACCACGAAGAUUCCGACCACGAAGAUUCCGACAACGAAGAUUGUACACCAUCACCUAAUUCUCAAAUGGAUCUAUCUGAAAAUGAAGACCACAUCAUCUCCUCACCGUUAUCUGCUAACAUUCCGACUGGUAAUUCAAAAACUUCAGCUAGUAAGGGAGAUCUCACAAAGAUUUAUCUUUUGGCUUCAGCUCCUGAGACACCUGUCUCAAUAAGUUGCACCGCCACAGAUGGUCGUCCUAUCGCUACCAGAAAGAAGCUUCAAACUAGGCAGUCACAACUUGAUGCGAUUCCUGAGGAAGGCGAAGAAGAUGUUGGAGAUUUUAAUGAUGUUCUCCUGAAAUCUCCUUGUCGAGGACGACUAGAAUCAUCAAACCGGUGGCUUAAGGACUGUUCCUUUAGUUUUGAAAUGAAUACAUGCUUAACCCCAUCUUCUCGGUCUUUAAAGAGAAAUCUAUCUCAAUUACAAGAAACACAUACCAUUUUGAGACGCUCUAAAUGCGAGAAGGAUCAACUGGAACACUUGGAAUCGCCACCUGCCUCUCGAAGACGUCACCACUCACCUGUUUGGUUGCACAUUACCGAAUCAGAAUGUGCGGAACAAGUUGAUCAGGCAGAUUUUAUAGGCGCAAAGACAAAAUCCGAGAAGAAUCAACUUGACCACUCAAACUCGCCAUCCACCUCUCAAUGCUGUCUUCCUCUUGAUUCGCAAAACACUCAAUCAAAAUGUGUGGACAAAGUUUCUCAGUUGGAUUUCACCAGCGCCAAGGAAAUCGUUGAUGAAACCAACUCUGAGGAGAACCAACUUCAAAACUCGGAAAUGCCACCCGUCUCUCAAAUUCGUCAUCACUCACCUGUUCAGUCGGACAAUAGCCAACCUGAACAUGCAGAUCGUUCUGACCAGUCGGAUUCUUCCGGUGCAGCAAAACCUCCCGAUGAAAGUAAAACUGAGAAUACCCGCCUUGAACAUUUAGAAUCGACACGCACCUCUCUAGGAUGGGCUCACUCACCAAUUCAGACGCACGCUACUCACUCAGAACAUGUAGAUCAAUUCAAUUUGUCAGAUUUGAUUGGUGCAGAGACCGUUCAGGAUCCAAUCCAUACACCUGCCGCAAGAAAUCGCACCGCCACAGAUGGUCGUCCUAUUGCUACCAGAAAGAAGCUUCGAACUAGGCAGUCACAGCUUGAUGUGAUUCCCGAGGAAGGCGGAGGAAAUGUUGGAGACUCUAAUGAUGUCAUCCUGAAAUCUCCCCGUCGAGGACAACUAGAAUCGUCAACUCAGUGGCUCAAGGACCAUUCUUUUAGUUUUGAAAUGGAUACACGACCAACCCCAUCUUCUCGGUCUUUAAAGAGAAAUAUAUCUCAAUUACAAGAAACAAAUUCUAUUCUAAGAGGCUCUAAAUCGGCAAAGCAUCAGUUUGAAUCCUUGGAAUUGCCACCCACCUCUCGAAGACGUCAUCACCCACCUGUUCAGUCGCAUAAUUCUCAAUCAGAAUACACCAAUCAAUCUGAUCAGUCAAAUUCUAUUCACGAAGAGAGAGAAGGGCCUCUAGAACGCAGAUGGUCCCAAAAUUUGGGACAGCAUUUUUACGUUUUGAGACGGUCAGACUCUGCCCUACAUCAACCUCAAUAUAAAGAACUUCCAGACACCUCUGAAAAACGUUGCCAAUCACCAGCUGGGGUCAUCACAAAGAGUACAAACGACCUGCUUUCAAUCCAGCAGUCAGGUAUUAUAGACUUGAAACCACUUACUUUGAACCAUGCGGUGUUGGCCACCCAACGGAUAGGUAAUGAUAAUCAACUGAGUGCGAAAAACAAUGAGACGCAACAGUCUGGUUCUCCUAAAUCGAUCACAGAAGAUGAUGAGCAUGAAAGUACAAAAAUUUCUGAUGUCCAGCUUCGCACGAUCAGCUCUACAAUUAUCGGCCAGGACAAGUCAUCGCGGUCAACUUAUCAACAUCUUACCAAAGCAUCACUGCCGGAUUGUACAAAUCCAAUUGCAAGUGAAAAUCCAAUGGUGUCCACGGAAUUACCCUGCAGAACACUACAAGAAGAUAACUUUGGUAGAUUUCGCACUUUUCUAGUCAAGAAAGAUCACAAAAAGUCCAUCGAUGCUUAUGCUGAUAUGGAUAUACUGUGGUGUUUUAUCACAGCUUCUAACUCGGCGAAUUCCAAGUCCGAUAGCUUACGCCACCGCAGUGUCUUACACAGCACCCCACACAGAAACAUCAACCAACUGAAUACCCCGUCAGAGGUCUAUCUGCAUCCGCCAAAGGAAAAUAUGCUCGAACGAGAGGGCCAGGAGCUUGUAUCAGACCAAUCUCAAAUGCUGGAGUCUCUAGGCAAACGAGUCGAUCUGAAUGUCCAAGUCACAUCACCCCAAAAUCAAAGUCCUCCAAAUACCGAGUGGUCAAAUGCGAAUAAAACAACGCCACAUGACGGCCCAAUUGCAUUCAAAUUUGCAGAUGCAGAAGCGGUAGUGAAACUGCUGGUCCCAGUCGCUGAAAAAAGUGGACUUCGAAAGCAAAGUAACUCACCCACUGUAUCUACAGAGACCGAUUUUCUCAUUUCACCUGCUCGCAUGGAAGAAAACACAAUCUCAAGAAAUCAACCAAUGCAUGAUCAUCCUGAGGAUCAAAAUCAUCAACCCAUUGCACAAGAAUGA